GGGGGCAGCUGUAAUGGCGGCGCUGUGAGUCUGACCCGAGUCUCGGCUUCUCUCUCCGCACCGCCGCGCUUCAUCAUACAGAGCAGAGCUUCGGGGUUUCUGUUUAAUCCGCAACCUGCAGACGGAACCACAGGGGAAACCACAAGGGGACACGAACACAGGCUGAGAUUCUCUGUUAAAUGAGCAGCGGCCGGAAUAACCGAGUGAUGAUGGAAGGAGUGGGCGCUCGAGUGAUCCGCGGGCCGGACUGGAAGUGGGGGAAGCAGGACGGAGGCGAGGGCCAUGUCGGCACCGUCAGGAGCUUCGAGAGCCCCGAGGAGGUGGUGGUGGUCUGGGACAACGGCACCGCGGCCAACUACCGCUGCUCCGGGGCCUACGACGUGCGGGUACUGGACAGCGCGCCCACAGGUAUCAAGCAUGACGGCACCAUGUGCGACACCUGCAGGCAGCAGCCCAUCAUCGGCAUCCGCUGGAAAUGCGCUGAGUGCACAAACUACGACCUCUGCACCACCUGUUACCACGGAGACAAACAUCAUCUCAGGCACAGGUUCUACCGCAUCACCACGCCGGGCAGCGAGAGGGUCCUUUUGGAAUCUCGGCGCAAGUCAAAGAAGAUCACGGCGCGAGGAAUCUUCACCGGCGGCCGCGUAGUGCGUGGAGUCGACUGGCAGUGGGAGGACCAGGACGGAGGGAACGGCAGGAGGGGAAAGGUGACAGAGAUCCAGGACUGGAGCGCAGCGAGUCCACACAGUGCCGCCUACGUCCUCUGGGACAACGGGGCCAAGAACCUUUAUCGAGUCGGCUUCGAGGGCAUGUCGGACCUGAAGUGUGUGCAGGAUGCCAAAGGAGGAACUUUCUACAGAGACCACUGUCCUGUUUUGGGUGAGCAGAACGGGAACAGGAACCCCGGCGGCCUGCAGAUCGGAGACCUGGUGAACAUCGACCUGGACCUGGAGAUCGUCCAGUCUCUGCAGCACGGCCACGGAGGCUGGACGGACGGCAUGUUCGAGACGCUCACCACCACGGGGACGGUGUGCGGCAUCGACGAGGACCAUGACAUCGUCGUCCAGUAUCCCAGCGGCAACAGGUGGACGUUCAACCCGGCCGUCCUGACCAAAGCUAACGUGGCGCGCAGCGGCGAGGUCCCGGCCGGCGCCGAAGGAGGAAGCUCCCAGUUCAUGGUGGGCGACCUGGUGCAGAUCUGUUACGACAUCGACCGCAUCAAGCUGCUGCAGAGGGGACACGGGGAGUGGGCAGAGGCCAUGCUGCCGACUCUGGGGAAGAUGGGCCGAGUGCAGCAGAUCUACUCUGACAGCGACCUGAAAGUGGAGGUGUGUGGAACAUCCUGGACCUACAACCCGGCCGCCGUCACUAAAGUGGCUUCUGCUGGUUCUGCCAUUACUAAUGCUUCUGGAGAGCGUCUGUCUCAGCUGCUGAAGAAGCUGUUUGAGACUCAGGAGUCGGGCGACAUCAACGAGGAGCUGGUGAAGGCCGCGGCUAACGGAGACCUAGCCAAAGUCGAGGACAUCCUCAAGAGACCCGACGUGGACGUGAACGGGCAGUGCGCGGGACACACAGCCAUGCAGGCGGCGAGUCAGAACGGCCACGUGGACGUCCUCAAGCUGCUGCUGAAACACAACGUGGACCUGGAGGCCGAGGAUAAGGACGGAGACAGGGCCGUGCAUCACGCCGCGUUCGGCGACGAGGGCUCGGUCAUCGAGGUCCUGCACCGGGGCGGAGCCGACCUCAACGCCAGGAACAAGCGCAGACAAACGCCGCUACACAUCGCCGUCAACAAGGGGCACCUGCAGGUGGUGAAGACGCUCCUGGAUUUCGGCUGCCACCCCAGCCUUCAGGACUCGGAGGGAGACACGCCUCUCCACGACGCCAUCAGCAAGAAGAGGGACGACAUGCUGUCAGUCCUGCUAGAGGCCGGCGCCGACGUCACCAUCACCAACAACAACGGCUUCAACGCCCUCCAUCACGCGGCGCUGCGAGGGAACCCCAGUGCCAUGCGCGUGCUGUUGUCCAAGCUGCCACGACCCUGGAUAGUGGAUGAGAAGAAGGACGAUGGCUACACUGCCCUUCACCUGGCUGCGCUAAACAAUCACGUCGAGGUGGCAGAGCUUCUAGUCCACCAGGGAAGUGCCAGUCUGGACAUACAGAACGUGAACCAGCAGACGGCGUUGCACCUGGCCGUGGAGAGGCAGCACACACAGAUCGUCCGGCUGCUGGUGAGAGCUGAGGCCAAGCUGGACGUGCAGGACAAGGACGGGGACACGCCGCUGCAUGAGGCCCUGCGUCACCACACCCUGUCCCAGCUCCGGCAGCUCCAGGACAUGCAGGAUGUCGGCAAGGUGGAGCCCUGGGAGCCUUCCAAGAACACGCUGAUUAUGGGACUCGGGACCCAAGGAGCGGAGAAGAAGAGCGCCGCCUCCAUCGCUUGCUUCCUGGCGGCUAACGGCGCCGACCUGACCAUCCGCAACAAGAAGGGCCAGUCUCCGCUUGACCUGUGCCCUGACCCGAGCCUGUGCAAAGCCCUGGCCAAGUGCCACAAGGAAAAGACCAGCGGACAGGUGGGCUCCCGUAGCCCGUCUCUGAACAGCAACAACGAGACCCUGGAGGAGUGUAUGGUGUGCUCAGACAUGAAGCGCGACACGCUGUUCGGGCCGUGCGGCCACAUCGCCACCUGCUCGCUGUGUUCUCCUCGCGUCAAGAAGUGUCUUAUAUGCAAAGAGCAGGUCCAGUCUAGGACCAAGAUUGAAGAGUGUGUGGUUUGCUCAGACAAGAAAGCAGCCGUGCUCUUCCAGCCCUGCGGUCACAUGUGCGCCUGUGAAAACUGUGCGAGCCUGAUGAAGAAGUGCGUGCAGUGUCGGGCGGUGGUGGAGCGGCGUACUCCUUUCGUCCUAUGCUGCGGAGGGAAAGGUAUGGAGGAUGCCACUGAUGAUGAGGACCUUACAGGGAGCUCUAACUCCUUGGCAGGGGGGUCGCAGGAUCUUCUCCAGCCCAACAAUCUGGCGAUAAGUUGGUCCAGCGGAAACAUCCCAGCCUUGCAGAGGGACAAAGACAACACAAAUGUCAAUGCAGAUGUGCAGAAGCUCCAGCAGCAGCUUCAGGACAUCAAAGAGCAGACUAUGUGCCCGGUUUGUCUGGAUCGUCUGAAGAACAUGAUCUUCAUGUGCGGCCAUGGCACAUGCCAGCUGUGCGGCGACCGCAUGAGCGAGUGCCCCAUCUGCCGGAAGGCUAUCGAGAGGCGAAUCUUGCUGUACUAGAGCUCCAGGCCUGCGACUCCGUGGUUCUCACCGCAGCACCGUGCUCCCGUGGCUCAUGCUUACAUCAGUGUUACGUCAACAUGUUCUAUCCUUUUUUUUUUUUUUUUUUUUCUUUGUUAUUGUCUUAAAGCAAACUUCUGGACUCUGAAUGUUUUUUGCUACAUCAUGUUUUUAUUCUCUUCUGUUCAUCACAAGCUCACUGCAUGGCGAACAAGGAAACCAUCGCGUCUUCUGCUCCGCUUUAUUCUCAUAAGUUUUUGGCUUCUCCGUAAAAGCUUAGUUGUUUAUUAGGGGGAAAAAAAAAAAAAUAUAUAUAUAUCUAUUUAACAGAGUAUGUUAAUGCUCUGUGUACCAGAUCUAUAAGUUCAGAACACAGAAACACUAAAAGCCUUCACCUUAACGCAACUCUCGCUCACUAAUGCGGAACGCUCAAAGCUGGGUUACGAGGAUGCGCCGAUUCCGAGUGAAAGGUGGUCAAAUCCCCACAAAGUCUCACACAUACAUUGAACAAAACUGUGUCUCACAUGGUCUGUAACGCCUCCCACAGAAAUACUAUCCAGUAAUGUGUGCGUAUGAGGAAGAGGGUGGAUAGCGCUUUCCUCAGAUUGUAGCGCAACACCGUGCUUCACCGUAGAUCUCGAUAACACAGGAUUGAGUGAACACUCAAGCAAGGUGCUAGCCAGACAUUACAUCCAUCAGCAUGAGGUUUAUUGCCACUUAAGAGCAAAAACACCAGGGUUUUGUAAAAAAAAAAAAAAAAAUUGCAAGGAUCAGCACCUCCGACCACAGCCAGUAGGAAAUAAAAAAAAAAAGUUACACAAAGACUAAGACACACAAAAAACACUACACAAUCAAGCUGAUCUUGCUUUUUAUUUAUCAACAAACCUCAAUCUAGAUAGUGUUAGAAUUUUAGUUUCAGCUUUAUUGUAUUCCGGAAAAGUGGGAUCCUGAAUCUGAACCAAAAAAUGCUAACUAGUCAGAAAGUUAGAGACACGCUUGUCUUUGAUUUAAACUCGAUCCAGCUAAUCCAAGUCCCCUGUUUGUUUGUUAAACUGUACACAGCUGUCAGAAGCAUAUAAACUUUACUGCAUAAGCCAUAUACAACGACCGUCAUUCCAACAUCGAUGAUUCUGAAGCUCGUCGCCAGAAAAGUCUACCUGACAUCCAAGACCCUCACGUGUACUCGAGAGCAAAACUUGCAAAAGCUGCCGUUCACAAUAAUAAUAAAAAAAUCUUAGCAUUCUACGUGUUUUACGAAGUGAAUCGAAACAACAAAAAUCGAAUGGAUUUUCAUUCUCGCUGUGGAAUCGGUGCAUCCUGACUCCAAGCGCAAGACGAUCGACCAGCUUCCUGCGCUUUCUACCAGUUUCUGCAAACACGUUGAGGUUCGACACGAGCCGAUAAACACUAAAACACUGUCGCUAAUCUUGUUGUCCAAAAAAAAAAAAAACUGCCCGGAAUCUUUUAGCUGCCAUUUCCAAUAUUGUAGUCUACAAUCACAAUAUUUAAGACAUCCUUUUUUUUCUCUAUCGUUUUAAACUAGAAUCUUAAGUAUAUCUAAAGUAGCGUAACCUCUAAUUCAUACAUCACAGUAUGAGUAUGGAAUGAUCCACUUUACAUACCAGCUCUACUACAGUAUGUACACACAGGUAGUAUUAUUGUUCCACGUCCCAAGACAGACAUGCUAAGGAGAGGAGAUUGAGGAUUAAAGAGCACAGUUGUGUUUGUUUUGUUUUUUUUAUCGUUUGGCAAAACAAAUCAAAGUUGAAAUGACUGGAUGGUAAUGACGAAAUGUAAUAGAAUCAAUGAGGACAAAAAAAGAGAGAAGUGAAUCUCUGUGAAACAAAGAAAACCUCAACAUAGGUUGAUAUGUUGUGGGAAAUAAAAAAAAUAAAAUAAAUUAUUUCCCAAAAAAACUCAUCAUAACUCUCAGAUGUAGAUUGAAAUCAAGCGACAAAUUUAACCUCAAGCCCAGAAGACAAGAGUAAGUGUACAACAUUGUACAAGUAUUUGUGUUUUGGUUAUUUUUGUUUUUUUAAAUCAAGGUUAGCAGGUAUGAAAAGUAUGAUGUUAGGUUGUUGGGUUUUUUUUCCCCCCAGAUGAUAAUGGUGACUUUUUUUCUGACAAGAAAGAAAGAUUUGUAGUCAAAGAGAAAGAAAAUGAAAUAUUUACCAAAAGACGGAGUGCUCGUGUAGUUCAGCAUGUCUAGAAGCUCACGUCAUGUUAUAUCCCUGAUGUAACCUCUAUCCUCUUUACGGACAGUGUUUUUCUUAGUUUUUUUUGUUUUUUAAUAAACCACGCUGAGGUCUUUAAUUAAGUGGAACUUGUUAUAUAAUUUAUUGGAGUCAUUUCCGUAUGACUCUGCAGAUCACCAGUGCAAAAACCUUUUUUCUUUUUGUUCUUGUUUUCAUGAGGGGGAAAAAGUUCAAAUAAAAGAAAAAAAAGUAGCUUCAUACUUUUUGCCUUUUUAAGAUUUUGUAUCAUUUUCAGUAAACGUUAACAUCCGAGGCUUAGAUGCACUAAUGUACUUUAAUAGUAGUGUCGUAUCGUGUCAUGGUUACUUCAAAGGUCUAUUUUGUACCUUAUUUUCAGUACAUAAAAGUUUAUCCAGGUUUAAAAAUAAAUAAAUGAAUAAAA
Messenger RNA from Clarias gariepinus (North African catfish), 5909 nucleotides. RefSeq names its product MIB E3 ubiquitin protein ligase 1 (gene mib1). NCBI's taxonomy places the organism in Eukaryota, Metazoa, Chordata, Actinopteri, Siluriformes, Clariidae. Gene Ontology annotation, biological process: protein ubiquitination. Gene Ontology annotation, molecular function: protein binding; ubiquitin-protein transferase activity; zinc ion binding. The record is from RefSeq and is a predicted model, not a curated record. The transcript has 23 exons. Bases 180 to 3272 code for a protein of 1030 amino acids. Gene Ontology annotation, cellular component: cytoplasm.